Molecule: messenger RNA, 2110 nt
Organism: Lacerta agilis (Sand lizard)
Lineage: Eukaryota; Metazoa; Chordata; Lepidosauria; Squamata; Lacertidae
Gene: TMEM260
Product: transmembrane protein 260
Source: RefSeq, a predicted model, not a curated record
GGCGAGCGGGCGGCGAGACGGGCUGGGCGCGCGCAUGCGCGGCUUCGAUCCAUGGGGCCGCUGAGUGGGGCCGGCGCGGUGGGCGCGGGGGUGGCGGCCUUGUACGUGGCGGCCCUACCCCUCUCCGUGCCCGGGGGAGACUCUGGGGAGCUGAUCACAGCCGCCUAUGAGCUUGGAGUUGCUCACCCCCCAGGCUAUCCUCUCUUCACUCUUUUGGCUAAACUGGCAAUUGAGCUGCUCCCUUUCGGCUCGGUCGCUUUCCGGGUGAACCUGCUCUGCGCUGUCCUCGGAGCCGCCGCAGCUCCGUUUUUCUUUUACACCGUGGCCAGGCUUUCUGGCAAGCAUGCUGCAGGAAUCUUUGCUGUGGGAUGUUUUCGUUUUCCUCGCCUCACAUGGCAGUGGUCCAUCACGGCGGAGGUUUUCAGCUUAAACAAUCUGUUUGUGGGGCUGCUGAUGGCUCUCUCCGUGUGCUUCCGGGAGGCUGCGACCGCCAAGGAGAGAUCAAAGGUUGUAAAGGCGGGCGCCUUCUGCUGUGGCCUCAGCUUGUGCAACCAGCACACCAUCGUCGUCUAUGUGAUUUGUGUCGCACUGUGGGUUUUCUCCUGCUUGCUCGGGAGAGGGUGAGAAUUGACCCCAGGCCACAUGCUAAAGUUGACCUCCUGCUUCCUGGCUGGCUGGCUGCCUUAUCUCUACCUGCCUGCCUCUUCCUACCUCAACAAAGCACGCUGGACCUGGGGAGACCAGACGACCCUUAAGGGAUUUACGACCCAUCUUCUCAGGGAAGAAUACGGAACCUUCAAUCUGGCAAAACUAGAGAACGGAUCAAGUAUGGCUGAUAUAUUGCUUUUCCAAGUGACUGGUAUGAGGACGGAGCUCUCCGCCAUCACCCAAGCCCUUGCGGUCGCCGCCUGCUUGUGUGCUGCAGUGAGGCCCAAGGUGGAGAAGCCACAUUUAGUCUGGCUGUUCACUUCCAUGCUCCUCGCCUAUUCAUUUUUCUUUGCUUGGAGAGCAAAUCUGGAUAUUUCAAAGCCGCUAUUUAAAGGAGUGGUGGAGCGAUUCUGGAUGCAGAGCAAUGCGGUGGUUGCUGUUCUAGCCGGCCUCGGUUUCUCCUCGCUUUUCUCUUUUGCAGAGGGGGUAGUUGGAAACAGCCGAGUGCUUCGCUGCCUGGAAUGGCUUCUUGCUGCCGUUCUGGUUACUGGGCAAGUCUACUCUAAUUACAGUGCCUGCGACCAAAGCCGCAACUACGUCGUCGACCGCUUUGCGAGGAACCUUUUGACCUCCAUGCCUCCGGAUGCCAUCGUCCUGCUGAGAGGGGACUUGCCCGGCAAUUCUCUCCGAUACCUCCAUUAUUGUGAGGGAGUGAGACCUGACGUUACCUUGGUGGACCAAGAAAUGAUGACUUACCACUGGUACUUACCGAAGAUGUCAAAACAUUUGCCUGGCCUCAUCUUUCCUGGGAGCCGGUGGAAUCCUCUGGAAGGGACCUUGCCCGAUGGGACGACCACAUUUAAUCUCCAUCAGUUUCUCAAAGUAAAUAAACACAAAGAAACCUUUGUCUGCAUUGGGCUCCAUGAAGGCGACCCCACCUGGAAGAAAAGCCUCCUUUGGCCGUGGGGCUCCUGCGAGAAGCUGGUGCCUUCGAAAACUCCCUUCGACCCCGGAGAGUGGAUUGAGCGAACCAGAAACCUCUAUAACUGGAGCGAGGAAUAUGGGAGGUUCGAUUCAUCUUCGUGGGUAGUAGCAAAUGAAGAGAUGUGGCAAGCCAGGGAUGAGACAGCCUUCUUCAUUUUUGACCUAGCGGAAACGGCCCGUGUGCCUACGGAUGUGAAAGCCCAGCUUUAUACAUAUGCUUACAGUCUGUACAAGGAGAUGGUGAGCACCCACAAAGUGCACCCUGUGAACUGGCACAAGAACUACGCGAUUGCCUGCGAGAGGAUGUUGCACCUUCAACCGGAGAGGGAAGACCCGGAACUGCUCUCAGAAGCCAUCAAGCACUUCCUCCUUUACACAGAGAAAGCGGAAGAAGACGAGCCCCAGCAGGGCAGUAUUUUGCAAGCUGUAAAACACCUGAGAAGGAACUUAGGGGGUUGAGGAAAAUGAAACGGGGCAG